GGGGGGAGCGGAGACCGCAGCGCGGCUGGAGUCUCGGGAAGUUUGAUUUGCCUUUUCUUGGCCUUUGCUGCUUUUCUGUGUCCCCAUCACCCGGCCGCGUUGCACCCCGAGCGGUCCCGGCGCGGUGUUCCUACACCUCUCGCGCACACAAUUAAAAAGAGAAAGAAAAAGAAAAAACUGACUUGCCAGAGGAGUUGAUUGUAGCAGUCAGCCAGCCCAGGGCUGGAAAUUCUCUCAGGCCUGCUGAAAAUGACUGAAUAUAAACUUGUGGUAGUUGGAGCUGGUGGCGUAGGCAAGAGUGCCUUGACGAUACAGCUAAUUCAGAAUCACUUUGUGGAUGAAUAUGAUCCUACGAUAGAGGAUUCCUACAGGAAACAAGUAGUAAUUGAUGGAGAAACCUGUCUCUUGGAUAUUCUCGACACAGCAGGUCAAGAGGAGUACAGUGCAAUGAGGGACCAGUACAUGAGGACGGGGGAGGGCUUUCUUUGUGUAUUUGCCAUAAAUAAUACUAAGUCAUUUGAAGAUAUUCACCAUUAUAGAGAACAAAUAAAAAGAGUUAAAGACUCUGAAGAUGUACCUAUGGUUCUAGUAGGAAAUAAAUGUGAUUUGCCAUCUCGAACAGUAGAUACAAAACAGGCUCAGGACUUAGCAAGAAGUUAUGGAAUUCCUUUCAUUGAAACAUCAGCAAAGACAAGACAGGGUGUUGAUGAUGCCUUCUAUACAUUAGUUCGAGAAAUUCGAAAACAUAAAGAAAAGAUGAGCAAAGAUGGUAAAAAGAAGAAAAAGAAGUCAAAGACAAAGUGUAUAAUUAUGUAAAUACAAUUUGUACUUUUUUCUUAAGGCAUAUACUUAAGUAAAAGUGGUAAUUUUUGUACAUUACACUAAAUUAUUAGCAUUUGUGUUAUUAGCAUUAUCUAAUUUUCUUUCUGCUCCAUCCGAACUGUUAGCUUUUGAAUGCUUAUUUUAAAAUGACAGUGGAAACUUCUUCCUCUAAGUGCCAGUAUUCCCUAUGUUUUGGUUUUUGAACUAGCAAUGCCUGUGAUAAAGAAACUGAACACCUGAGAUUUCCAUCUUGGGGCUUUUGGUGCAUGCAAUUGAUUACUUCCUAUUUUUCUUACCAAUUGUGAACGUGUAAAGCAAACUAAUGAAGCUUUUGAAUCAUCCCUCUUCUGUGUUUCAUCUAGCCACAUACAUGGGUUUCUAACAAAUUAUGAUUUCAAUUGAGAGUUCAUGAGAGGCUUUACUGAAACACCGAGGGAACAUGAAUUUAUGGGCGUUCUGUAGCUUCUUCAAUUUGCAACCAUUCAUGUCGGUAGUUUGUUUCCUUUGACAAAUGUAAAACACUGUUCACCAAGAUUUUCUCCCUAUUUGUCAUGGUCACGCUCCCCAAAAUACUAUAUUUUUUCUAUAAAA
Molecule: messenger RNA, 1413 nt
Organism: Talpa occidentalis (Iberian mole)
Lineage: Eukaryota; Metazoa; Chordata; Mammalia; Eulipotyphla; Talpidae
Gene: KRAS
Product: KRAS proto-oncogene, GTPase
Exons: 5
Coding region: 250-816 (188 amino acids)
Biological process (GO): Ras protein signal transduction
Cellular component (GO): plasma membrane
Molecular function (GO): GTPase activity; GTP binding; GDP binding
Source: RefSeq, a predicted model, not a curated record